Messenger RNA from Camelina sativa (false flax), 1387 nucleotides. Lineage: Eukaryota; Viridiplantae; Streptophyta; Magnoliopsida; Brassicales; Brassicaceae. The record is from RefSeq and is a predicted model, not a curated record.
GAACCAAAUCACUCACUCACUCACUUGGCUUCCUCUCUUCCAAAUCGGCAAAUCGGAUUUUGUGCUCUGGAUAGAUAAAAACCCUAAAAGUCCCUCCGAGCUUACUUUUAGAAGAUGGACAUCGAACAGAAGCAGGUGGAAAUAAUCGAUCUAUUCGUUAAACGAGCUUCUGUAUCCAAAGGCGAUGAUCUUGCAUCUAUCCUACUAGAAGCUACUUCGCAUUCUUGGCUUUUCGCCUUCUCCGAGAUUUUGGCUCUGCCUUGUGUUGCCGAGCUUAAAGGGACCACUAACUCUGUAUACCUCGAUGUACUACGGUUAUUCGCACAUGGCACAUGGAGUGAUUACAAAUGCAACACUGGUUGUAUUUCCCAAUUGGUUCCUGUUCAAGUUCUUAAGCUGAAGUUGCUCACUGUCCUUACUCUGGCGGAGGUAAACAAGGUAUUGCCCUAUGAUUUACUGAUGGCCGAGUUAGAUAUCUCCAACAUACGUGAGCUCGAAGAUUUUCUUAUCAACGAAUGCAUGUACGCUGGUAUAGUUAGAGGAAAACUUGAUCAGUUGAAAAGAUGCUUUGAGGUACUAGCUUUUUUCACAUUCCAAUUGUAUGAUCCUUGUGCUUUUUGUUAGAUCUACCAGCAACUCUUGAACCAGUAUAUCCCAGCUGGUAGAGAUCUAAGGCCUGGCCAGCUUGGGAAUAUGAUUCAUACACUGGAAAAUUGGUAACUUGUUAUAUAUCACUGCCCUUCUGUUGAGAUUUUAUGUGAGAGUCCCUUCUCAUGAACUAUUUUUUGUUGCCUUAAUGUUGGAGUCAGUUUAUAUAUGUGUGUGCACGUAAUUGAUGUUUAGGUUGAGUACAUCAGAAGAUCUGCUGGUUUCAAUUCAAGAUAAGAUAAAAUGGGCUGACAAUAUGAGUGAAGUGGACAAUAGAAAUCGAAAGGAAGUAGAAGAGAGGGUGGAAGAAGUGAACAAGUCAAUUUCCAUGAAGAAGUUGCACACUGUGGGCAGGCCGACGUUGAAUUCAGAGGGCAGUAAGAGAUAUUUGGUGAACCAAGUGGAGUGAUGGACUAUGAGGAGGACCGAAGCAGGCCCAAGAGGAGGAGGCAUCCGAUGCCAUGAAACAAGGUGGGAGAGAGAAGAGAGACAUGGGUAAUCUACUUUACUUGUUGAGAUAGAGUGAGGUAGUGAUAUCUGAUUUUGCGGGAGCAAUGUAAAGCCCUUUAGCUACCUGACUUUUUUGCCACUCGCAAGUAUGAACCUGACUUUUGUGUGAUGAAAGAUUCGUAGUUAGCUGUUGAAUUGAAGAAGUUGAUGUCUCGUCAUAGGUUUUGAUGCCUGAAUUGCUGGAAGAAAAGAGAAAUUAAGAAUGAAGUGAAAGGCUCUAUGUUUUACA